CCUAGUUCAAAUAUGGGCUCAACGUACGACCGCGAAACCAAAGUAUGGAGUGGUCCACAUCAACCACCGAUCCUGAACCCGGAAGCAAGCUUCGGCCAGACGCUGUUCGCCAUGAUGGGCCUCAACCCGGACAGGGUGAUCCAGAUCGACGUUGACACGGGAAGGUCGAUGACCUGCGGUGAGAUGCGGCUGCGGGCGAUCCGUGCAGCGCAGAAUCUGACGGCGUUAGGACUUGUCCAAGGUGACAUGGUCUCGAUGGCUUGUGCCAACAGUGAGAAUCUGGUGCCGAUGGUUCUGGGACUGCUCAUCAACGGGAUGCCCUUCAACUCGUUGUCUCCGGAGUUUGGGCUGGAUGAUUUAGCUCACAUGAUGAAGAUAACUCAGCCCAAGAUGGUGUUUUGUGAUGUGAGUAACUACGAGUUGACAAUGAGGGCGGUUGAUUUGGUGGUGAAAAACAAACCGUUGGUGUACGUGUUCGAGUGUGAAUCGAAGAAUGUUAACAAGGCUGAAGAACUGCUGAAGGAAACGGGUCGCGAACAGAUGUUCACUCCGCCUUAUCUCGGAGACUCGCGGAAGCAACUUGGAGUAGUGAUAUGUUCGUCUGGAACAACAGGCUUCCCUAAAGGAGUGUGCGUCUCCCACGCUCAACUUAUCUCAAUCGCCGGAGGAAUGUUUGCAACAGUCAAGUUCAAUUAUUACCUGAACUUCAGUUACUUGUUUUGGGUGUCAGGAUUUUACACUAUGAUCAUGUCGCUACUGAAUUGCACCACAAGGCUAAUCACAAGAAGUCCUUUCAGUGCCGAUUUGUGCUUUGAUUUGCUGGAGAAGUUUCCAGUGGACUACAUUUUCACACCACCGUCGUACGCAAAUAUACUGUUGAUUCAUCCUCGACUGAAGACUGUCAAUUUCUCAAGCAUCAAACUGUGGGCCUUUAGUGGAAGCUUCCUACCAGCAAAGAUUCGAGACUCCAUCGCUGCUCUUCUACCGAAUGGAAGAACCAUGAAUGGAUAUGGCAACACUGAAAUUGGAGGAUUUGCCACAGACAUUACGAGGCAGAAACCAUUGUCAGUUGGGGCAUUGAUGGCGAAUGUCAAAGCUAAAAUCGUUGACGACAAUGGUAAUGAUCUUUGUAAUGGAGAGCAAGGUGAGGUGUUGGUAAAAUUCAGUGAAGUCUUCUCCGGUUAUUACAACAACCGAGAAGCCAGCGUUGAAUGCGUUGACGCUGAAGGCUGGUUCAGAACGGGAGAUAUUGCAUAUUUCGACGAAGAAGGAUUCCUGUUUUUGGUGGACCGCAAAAAAGAUUUACUAACGUAUCAAAACUAUCAGAUUGCUCCGGCAGAAAUGGAGGCACUAAUCGGAAAGAUUGAUGGAGUUAAAGACGUUGCAGUGGUUGGAUUACUGGAUGAAGAUGGAGUGUCUGAUUUGACAACGGCCGCAAUUGUUAAGACUAGUGAAAGUACCCUUACUAAGGAAAAAGUAUUAGAAAUCGUGCAUGGUAUAGUGGCGGACUACAAAAAGUUGAGGGGAGGUGUUCACUUCGUGCCGGAAAUCCCUCUUUCUUCAGCUGGAAAACCACUGCGAAGAAAGAUUAGAGAAAAUUUAAUGCAACAAAUAAAACCACCGUUUUAAAACUAAUAUUUGUGUAA
Molecule: messenger RNA, 1646 nt
Organism: Culex quinquefasciatus (southern house mosquito)
Lineage: Eukaryota; Metazoa; Arthropoda; Insecta; Diptera; Culicidae
Product: 4-coumarate--CoA ligase 1
Exons: 2
Coding region: 13-1629 (538 amino acids)
Biological process (GO): long-chain fatty acid metabolic process; fatty-acyl-CoA biosynthetic process
Molecular function (GO): long-chain fatty acid-CoA ligase activity
Source: RefSeq, a predicted model, not a curated record